Messenger RNA from Nylanderia fulva, 3835 nucleotides. RefSeq lists its product as uncharacterized. The record is from RefSeq and is a predicted model, not a curated record. Gene Ontology annotation, biological process: regulation of transcription by RNA polymerase II. Gene Ontology annotation, molecular function: RNA polymerase II cis-regulatory region sequence-specific DNA binding; DNA-binding transcription factor activity, RNA polymerase II-specific. Lineage: Eukaryota; Metazoa; Arthropoda; Insecta; Hymenoptera; Formicidae.
UAGACAGAUAGAGAGAGAAAGAGGGAAAAAAGAAAGGGAUACAGAGACGCGACAUAACAUAACGCGCGCGAUUCCGCGCUCGCGCGCGCUCGCCUACGCACACACGCUCUCGGAUUGAUAAACUGUAUAUUUGCUCUCACUCGCGCACAGAUUCGGAGCACGCGUGGAGCUGUGACGGACAACCACGACGUCUUCUUCUCGCAUUUCGCGUCGAGAGGUGAGAAGAGGAAUUUGGUAAUUUCAGCGUGUAGCCGCGCUUCUUCUUCUUCUUCUUCUUCUUCGUCUUCCUCCUCCUCCUCUCGUUGACGGUGCCCCAGGUAUAUAUACUUGACCGAACCGACCGGUUGGUUGGCGAAAUCCCAUGCGAGACGAUCGUAUACGCGUAGCUUCCUUCCACGGUGGUGGUAAUGGUGAUGGUGAUGGUGAUUACUAGUGGUGGGUUGGUGGUGGUCCAUUCCGCAACACCUAGUGUUGCCGGCCGGUGGCAUCUGUUAUCGGGAUAAAAAAAAAGGCGGGAAGGAGGAUAUACCUUUCUUGUAUCAGCCGGCGCGCAAACGGCUCUAUCGAGAGCAAGAAACGCGCCAGGCACACACUUAAUCGCUGCUACUAAUCCCCUGUACUAGCUGAGAAGAGACUAGAAAGAGGGACAUAGAUUGGGGAGAUCAUUAACACGUUUAUACGGGUCUCUAACAUCGUCUCUCGCUCCGUCGAGAGAGAGACAGAGGAGAGAGGAAGCUUAAGAGGCUUAAUUGAUCAAAGCGUGAUCGAGAACACGACAAUAUUCUAACCAUAAUAAUUACGUUGAACGAUACAACCGCAGGCGAGGACACGCAGUGCGGCACCGAGGAUUCUGCCAUCGCCCAGGGAGGCGACCCGCUCCAGAGGAUGACGAUGGACGGCAUGGAAGUGGUGGGCUCGCAACCGCACGCAGCCACCAGCCCGUUUCUGCUUUCAUCGCCGCCCCUAGGUCACCAUCAUCAUCAUCAUCACGCGACCUUCAAUCUGCAGACGGUGCAGCUCAGUUUUGACGCGUGUUUACCUUACAAUGCGGCCUCCACCUCGUCCGGCUCCUCGGCCACCUGCGGCAUCGGCGGGACACCCGUGACUUGUGCCAAUUCGUCGUCGUCCACCAGCUGCAGCAAGAUCAUACCGACUCUCUCCCUGUCCUCCUGCGUGCCCUUACACGCCCAGCUUCAAAUCAGCCCGAGCGACUCCUCGGAGCACAAUCAUGUUCGGCAGCAGCAGCAUCAUCAUCAGCAUCAGCAGCAUCAUCAUCAUCGGCUGGACGAGCAUCAGCAUCACUUGCACGCCGACGCAUCGUCACCAUCUGUCGACGCUACGGAUGGCAAGAGACACCGACAGCCCGAUGACGACGAUAAGGGAUGCAUCAGGAACUGCAGGAGCGACAUUCACGAUUCCAACGAUAAGGAUAAACCUGGGGAUUUAAACCCGGUCACCACCAGCAGCGACCUACCCUCUUUCUUCGGCCCUUCCGCACUUGUCGAACCGCCACCGAUCUCAGGCAGCCUGGCGGGUGAGGAUCUUUCCUUGGAAGAGGCGACCGCGGAGGAGGACGAAAAUGGCGCGUCCGCCGGCAGAGAUCACCGACACCAUCACCAUCAUCAGCAGGACACGCGAAACACGUCGAACGCGCCUUCCUCGAGUCCACCGUCGCGCCACCAUCAAACCCAGGACGAAACGGAUCGCUGCAACGUGUUGCAAGGUGGUGUAAUUUUAUACUCCUCACCGCAUUCCACGUCCACCGUGCCCGCGACGAGCGUGAACAUCUGCAACGUCCCGACGUUGACCUACCGCGGCGUUUUCACCACGACUUGCACGCAGUCCUCGCCCCUGAACAACCUUCAAGGCGAGCAGCAGCAGCAGCAGCAACAGCCAACGACGCAGGAAUUGUGGGCGCCUUUACCCUCGCCAACCUUAACCUUAACGGGUCAACCGUUCCUUCACCCCAACCUUCACUCGACCGCGUACAGCGGCGAGACCGUCGAAUUGCUGCAGGUCGAUUCGAAGCCGCCACCUCCGCCACCCGGUUACCACGACACGCCAACUACUACUCCAGCGGGCUGGCUGACGGGUCACGAGGAGGCUUACGAUCCCGGUCUCCUCUCUCACCAUCACUCGCACACUCAUCAUCAGGAAGCGACGUUGAAGCAGGAGCCAACCGGCACACCCGGUUACAACACUCCUAGCGUGCAACAGUCUCAACCAGCUCAGGCGCAAGCUCAGCAACAACAACAACAACAACAACAACAGCAACAACAACAACAAGCUCGACCGCCUAAUGCUGGCUCCACGGGGAUCCAGUUGGCCGAGUACAAUCCGAGCACGUCGAAGGGCCACGAGAUCCUCUCGCAGGUCUAUCAGCAGAGCGCGCUGCCGCUUCAGCUGGUCCCGGUAAAGCCGCGAAAGUAUCCGAACCGGCCGAGCAAGACGCCGGUGCACGAGAGGCCGUACGCUUGCCCGGUGGACGGCUGCGAUCGCAGAUUCUCGCGCAGCGACGAGCUCACCCGGCACAUACGCAUCCACACGGGCCAGAAGCCGUUCCAGUGUCGCAUCUGCAUGCGCUCCUUCUCCAGAAGCGACCACCUGACCACCCACGUGCGUACGCACACGGGCGAGAAGCCGUUCUGCUGCGACCAGUGCGGGCGCAAGUUCGCCAGGAGCGACGAGAAGAAGCGCCACGCGAAAGUGCAUCUUAAGCAGAGGCUGAAGCGAGAGGCGUCGCACGCGAAUCCGAGGAGCCACCCUCAGAGCCACGCGUCCUCGCCCUGCAAUCAAUGAAUUCCACGAGCUACAACGACGUUGAAGAGGCCCCCUUGAACGUUCCGAGAUCUCAUUAUUACACUUGCGUCUCACGUUUCCGACAAAUUGUGAUCUGUGUCACCCUUUCUACCCCUCUGUCUCUCCUUCCUUCUCCUCUCUCGUGAUGACCGAUGAAGAAAACGCGGAGACCUUUAGACGGUCGAAACCGUCAUCGACUGAUCCGUCAUUUGUCGUCGGCUCAUCAGCUGUUUACGUUAAUCUUAUAUUGAGGAUGCAUGAUUGCAUGCAGCACGGAAGGAAUUUUUUGAAAUUGCACGCUGAACAAAAUUGUUAACUUGACUAAAUUGUAGUAUUUUGUUAAUUGAACAUAUAUUAGUAUUUAAGUGAAAUACGCGUUUUGUUGGAUUUAAUGUUAGAUUUAAUUUAAAUAUUAUUAUAUAUUCAAUUAAUAAGAAAAUAAUAUUUAGUCGAAAGGAUUUAGUCAGGUUGAACAAAAUUUGUUUCAGUGCAGAUAUCGUAUCUACGUAACGUAACUGUAAAAUAAAACAAUUUGCUCAUUUUAAGGAAAAUUGUUCGUGAAUCAGAAUAAGGAUUAAACGUUGCCACAUGUGUAGUUCUUAUUCAUAUAUACUGUGCGUAAGAACUUGGUUGUAUUUUGAGAUUUACCGUUGACUGAGACAAAAAACGUAUGAGAAUAUAUAGUUUAUUCACUGUACUCGCAAAAAAAUAAUCUUUCUCUCGCGUCACAUAGCGAAAAUUUAAAGUACUUAAAAUAUAUUAGAAGAGCAUUUACAAUCAUCCGGACAAAAACAGACGUAUUUAACCGCAACACGCACCGAAUGGAAUGGUUAAUUAUCAGAAUUACAUAGUAAUCCCAUUCUUAAACUAUGAAACAUUCUCUGCUUUACAUGUACUUUGUAUCUCUUAGCUUGUAUCCAGACACGAGAUAUGCGAAUACCACGAGAGCAUGGGCGUCCGCAGAGGGGGUUUUUCACCCUCUUGGAAUCAUUUAAAAAAUUCAUUAAAAAUCAUUAAUAUUUAUUUGCACAUUUAA